AUGGGAAGAAAUAGAAGAGGUCGUGGCCGUAGAGGAACGAACCGUACACACGACUAUGUAAUUUUAAUAUCAAUAAUGAAUAAAAUUCUUUACGUUUACAGUGUGGUUUCCUUCCUUUUAAGUGUCCAUCCAGGGUCACAAGGCCUGGACACUACGUUUGAUCACUAUGAUCACGUAGUGAGCUCACGAGUGGAAGGAAAUAAAGUAAGCAAGACCUUGAGAAAAAAACUCAACAAAAAAUAUCGAAAUCAUAUAUUAUGCUCGUUCGGGGUACCACGUUCUUGAGCACUCUAUAGUUCAUUGUAUAGACUUAUGCGCGCCUCGUACUUAGCGAGUGUUGCUGCUUUGUCGAAUGUCAAACAAAGACAUAAAAAUAUGAAAUCUAUUAUGCUCGUUAUUAAUUUAACUAGAGCACUUUUAGUGCAAUGAUCUAAUUGUUUACUUUCCUAUCACAAGCUAUUCGCAUCAUAUUACGACACAAUGUUUCAAAAAUAAGUAUCUCGGCGAGUAUUUACCCCCCUUGUAAAUAAAAGCCACCAUUGUAAUCCUCAUAAAAUAACCUUUCGAACGGGGGGUCAAGUGCCGUCAGAACAUUACACAAACCGAAACAAUCAUAUAUUUACUCACCGCUUGGCCAAAGAUUCUAAAUUUCAUAUACACAAGAUCUUGAAUACCCCUUGAACUUUUCGACAUUUGCUGAACGGCUAUAUGUGUAAAAUACUCUUUGUAUUCAAGCGCUUUCGUGUAGAAAGUUUCGUAUGUAUACGCCGACCAGAAAUAUUUAUUUUGAAUUUUUCAAGAUGUCGUAGACCAUUGGGCGAAAUUGCUAUCUUUCAGUUUCGUUCCUGAAUAACGAAACUACCUAAACUUUAGUUAUUUAGUUAGAUCACAGUAUGAUAAAUAUAAAAUCAAAUAUUUGUUCCAAAAUUUCCUUUGCAAAAUGUGAAAAUUUUAUCUUUCUGACCCUUUUUACAGCUUCGGGGAUAAUGGGAGUUUAACAGGGAACAUAUCAAGAUUUUGACGGGAUAAUAGGGGUGUAAUGUUGAUAGGGUUAGAAACAACAUGGCGGCUUCAACUUCUGCCCAAAUUUUGCCUUAUUUGAAUAACAAGUGUUAUUUACAUAUUGUUGACGUGCAAAGUGCGAUAUUAAACCGCUAACAAGUAAGAGGUUAGAGACAUUAGUAAAACGAAUCGAAGAUUGGAAAGGUUUAUACGGAAAACAACUUGACAUUGCUCUCAUUUUGGAAAGAAAAGGAUUGACCGAUUUCGUUGAUAUAAAUAGUGGCCUGAUUCGGUUGGAAGAUGCCAAACAACGUUAUCCAGAUUUUGGAUUCCACGAGGAGUGCUAUCAAAAAUUUACUAAUAUUUCUAUUAUAAACAAGGUAAGUUUGUCAAUUUAAUUUUACAGCAUAUUGUAAUUUGUAAUAUUAUACUUUUUUUUUGGAAUGGGAGUAUUAUUUGCAUUAGUUAUAUUAAAUUUGUUUAAAUGUAUUUCUUAUAAAGUAUUAAAAAGCUAUGCUAAAAUGUUAUGCAAUACCGUAAUAGCCUUUUUUUUGUAGUAGUAUUUUGUAGUUAUAUAUAUGUGCCAUUGUGUUAGAUAGUAGAUUAUUUAUUUCUAUAUGCAGGCAAGGAGAACUUUAGAGAGAAAAAGGAAAAUGGAAGAAGAACCAGCUGUACCACCAUCAAAACCCAAAAUGCCAUUUCUCCGAAGCAAGGUCCCAAAGAUGUCCCAACAACCACAUACAAUUCUACCCAAGUUGUGUAUUAUUUGCAAAAAGCUAACUAAAAGGACUAAGAUUAAGGGAAAGUGGGUGCAUGAAUCAUUGUCUAAAGCAGAAACAUCAGAUGCAGGUAAGAUUGAGAUAAAAAGCCCAAAGUAGAGGGGAUGUUCAGUAUGUGUGUAUUCUUAUCACGUUGGUUAUUUUCUGCUUAAAAUAUAAUGAUUUAUAGUCAACUUAUCAAGUGUAGUCUAUCAAAGGCACACAAAUGCACACAUUUUCCCACUUUUUAGGCACACAUUUUCAAAGGCACACAUUUCCCCACUUUUUAGGCACACAUUUUCAAAGGCACACAUUUUCAAAGGCACACAUUUUCCCACUUUUUAGGCCAGCUUCGUAGUGCUGCUGAAAGGAUAGAUGACGAAACUAUCUUGAAGGACAUUAGAGGAAAAGACUGUUCAUGUAUUGAGGUCCAGUACCACAAGAGCUGCUACAAUGAUUAUGUCCGUGUUUUAAAAGGAAAUGACUCUGUUGGUGAAAAGUAAGUUUUGAUUUUUAUAGUUAAUUUUUAUAGAUAAUGUUUCAGAUGUCUUUGUUGUUGUUUACCUUCACUUGAAAAUUAACAAUACAAAUAGGAAAUAAAGUACAUUUCUUAUUUAGGGACGGACCAUUAGAAAAGUGAUGGGGGGGGGUGUGGCAAAACCCAAAAAAAAAUUUAUUCCCAGAAAAAAAUUAGAAAAAAAAAAUCUUCCCAGGCAUAGUGCAAAAAAAAAUUCCUUCCUUGGAAGAUAGGCCUAUAAAUUUUAAUUAAAAAAAUAUAUUUCCAGCCAUCAAGUGAGAAAAAAAAAAUUCUUCUAUAGGUGUACAAAAAAAAAAAUAUUGCCUCUUAGAAAAUCCCCCCCCCCCCCCCCCCUUAUCACUUUUCUAAUGGUCCAUCCCUUAUGGUUACAUGUUACGUUUUAGGAAAACAAACUUCUUUUCUGAGCACAAAGCAGGUUAUGAUGCUUUCUGUAAAAUAGUGAUCAAAGAAAGGUUAGAAGUGAAUUGUGAGAUUCUGCGCUUGACGAAAUUGCAGCAACUACUUCUCAAACAUAUACAGCUUGAAGAACGUGUGCACCUAAAAAACAUACGGUAUGGGCUUAUAUAUCAUUAUAUGCAUUAAUUUAUUAUUUUAGAAACAUUUUUUUGUAAAAAAUGUCACAUCUCUUGAUUGUCUUAGUUGGAUAAUUACCCAUUUUUUCUCUUUAAGAUCUGAGAUGUUGAGAGUGAGAUUACAAAGGGAUUUUGAGCAACUUGUGUUUCACAUUCCAUCAAGAAGGUUUGUAAAUCACUCAGUGUUUUUCGUUUAUAAGUGUGAAAACAUUAUGAUCAAUGCUAUACACUCAAAUAGAACUAAAAUUAUAUAUGUUUUUGACAAUUAACAUGCCUGUACUGAUAAUACCGUAUUUUAGGAAUGAAUCCACAAUUGUAUAUUGUCAAAAUGUAACAGCUGGUGACAUAGCACAGCAGUACUUGCCUACAAGUCAAGUUUCUAGUGUUGAAGAUGAAAGUGAUGAAAAUGACUCUUCAGAAGUUUUAGAAAAUGAGAUUAGAAGUAGUAGAAUUGACAGGCAUCAAACAAGUCAGGAAGGCAGUUCUGAAAAUACAUUUAAAGAAUUGUUUAUGUCAGGUUAGAACUUUUAGAUUUUUUAGUGGUGUAUUAUUCUAAGGAGUACAAAUAUACAGCGAUAUUUGUACAGUUUGUUAUUUGGUUUAGUUAGUUACAAGCUUAUUUGGUUAGCCCAUCAAAUUUGUUGCAUGAAUUCGUUGUUUGUAUUUGACUCGACAAACGAAAUGUAUAAAUGGGUACAAAAUUAAUGUAUAAAUUACGAAAUUAUUCAAAUUUAUUUGUCCUUCCCUCAAACGUAUAAUCCUAUACAAUACUCAUUACAACUUUACAACAGAGGGACAUUUUUCCAUUUUAAAAGUGUUUAUUUGAAGAACAAAAUAAACAAUGUCCAGCCAGAGCAGAGCAAAUGGCCCCCUAGAAGUAAAGACCUAAUUAAGACUAAUAUGGUACCAGCUGAACUAUUCAACCAUAUUGCGCAUAUUACUGGAGCUGUAUCCGACGACGAGUACACCAAUGUAACAAAUGAUAGAUGUGUUGAUAUUGCUGAACAGUUUGUCCCAAAGGUAAAUGCAAUUUGCCAAGACAUCGUUUAUGUUUCCUCGAAAGGCAGAAGCAGACCCCAAAGUCGCUUGCUGUUGGUCUUACUGUGAGACACAUGACGGGUUCAACUCAUCUGCUUCAAAUAUUAGCAAAGUUUGGUCAUUGUGUAUCCUCGGACACAAUUCUUUCGUACGAGACUGCCUUGGCAAAGUAUAGAGUCUCACAAGCUGGUAAAGUACCAGAAGGCUUUAAGGUAGGUAGCAUCCCAACUGUUGUGUGGGACAACAUUGAUUUCAAUGAAGAAACGUCUUCUGGCAAAGGUACCACCCAUCAUACAAAUGGUAUAUUGAUACAGACAUGUGAAGAUGAAGCAACUGAUCAACCACAAGAAGUUAAUGUUCCAAUCAUUAAGAAAGGGGUUAGAGUUUUCACUCAAGCAGAGGAAAAUUUGGUUCCCUAUAAUAGGGUAGAAAGAGUUGGUCCUUCAACGAAUGUGCCAAACAUUCCCGCUCAUUGGAAAGACCUUCUCUCCAAAGCAAAGGUCAGGGAUUUCAUGUUUAUAAUGGCUCGUAUGUAUGGUGGAGAUGAUGUUCCUGGUUGGACUGGAUAUAACAUAACGAAAUACGACUAUGCCAUAUUGCAAACCAAGAUUCACUACUUACCCGUUAUCGAGGCAUCUCCAACCGACCUCAACACUGUGAACACUGUAAUAUACAAAUCCAUCGACAUGAAGUCAGUAUAUCAUAUGCGUCUUUGAUCUAGCAAUUUAUGCCAAAGUCCAAGAAAUCCGCUGGGCAGAUCAGCAUCUCCAAGAAAAGUUAGUUGUUCGUCUUGGCGAGUUUCACGCCUGCAUGAGUUUCAUGUCAGUUAUUGGCAAGCGAAAUGGGGACGCUGGUUUAAGUGAUAUCCUCAUCGAAGCAGGUGUUGUGGCAGAAGGUUCUCUCAAUAGUGUAAUCUCCGGUCAUCAUUACAACAGAUCUAUACAUGCCUACAAGAUAGUAUAUGAAACCAUGGAAGAACUUAGAUUUCAAGAAUAUCUUGAAUCAGUUGAUGAAGCGAAGUAUGAGAAAAUUGUCAGUACUCUUACAGCAAUUAAUUGGGAAAACCAUGCAGAAGUUGACGAAAAUAUCCUCGAUACACAGUUGGAGUAUGAAGAAUGGGUUGGAAAACGCAGAGAAGAAAUCCAAUCAAAAUCAUCUUUUCGUCCCUAA
Molecule: messenger RNA, 5078 nt
Organism: Paramuricea clavata
Lineage: Eukaryota; Metazoa; Cnidaria; Anthozoa; Malacalcyonacea; Plexauridae
Source: the annotation of a GenBank genome assembly